GAACACUUGAUUGCGUGUUCGCGAGAAAAAUGCAUGAUAAGAGUAAUCAGUCGCCAAUGUAUGUGUGUAAACAUGCAUCAUCUGAGAGUAUAUAACACUAAUCACUCGGUUUUGUCUGCCAAUCGUUCUGGUGAAGGAAGCAUGGGACGUUACUGGGCAAUCGGAGCUCUUCUCUUGGGCUGCUUUCUUAUGAGCAAUGCCUGCAACUAUCGCUGUGCCCCUCGGGAGCAUUGUGAGGAAGAGUCGCCUAUAUUUGAUUACCGGUCGAAACAAUGCGUCGCCCCUGAAAUCUGCUGUGCAAUCAUGAGACAGAAUAUUUACGCACCACCAACCAGUUCGUACCUGACAAGGCAAGACCCUCCAGGAUCGUAUGCUCAAACGGUCCAGGGUGGUACUCCAUCAGCCAAGAGAUCAGGCGGGCCAGAAAGACUUCAGCCAAAUGGCCCUCAAGAGCCUGUUUCAGGUCAAAGCGGUGUAAAAUCAAGCUACGGAGGAGCUAGUCCACCAUCUUUUACUCCAGGUGGCGGAUAUCCAACCAAUGAUCUGAAUGGAGCCGGAAACUAUAACACACCUCAAGAGCCUGUUUCAGGUCCAAGCGGUGUAAAAUCAACCUACGGAGGAGCUAGUCCACCAUCUUUUACUCCAGGUGGCGGAUAUCCAACCAAUGAUCUGAAUGGCGCCGGAAACUAUAACACACCUCAAGAGCCUGUUUCAGGUCCAAGCGGUGUAAAAUCAACCUACGGAGGAGCUAGUCCACCAUCUUUUACUCCAGGUGGCGGAUAUCCAACCAAUGAACUGAAUGGAGCCGGAAACUAUAACACACCAAGAAGGGACCCAACCUUACCCGGUGGCAACUCACAACCGUCGACGGCAGGUGCGGGGUCCCAAAAUUAUCCUGAAGGAAUGGAACAGGGUCAACAGUGCGGGAGGAGCAACGAAAAUGGCUUGCAAAUGAUGCAAGGAAUUUCCCAGGAUCACGCCAGGCCUGGACAGUAUCCUUGGGCUGUGGCUCUGGUGAUGCAGAAAAGCUACUUGGCAGGCGGGUCCUUGAUUCGCCCAGGAGUGGUUCUAACAGCAGCUCACCGAGUGGUAGACAAACAACCAGGAGAGCUUCUGGUCAGGGCUGGCGACUGGGACCUGAAGUCCAACGAAGAGGAAUUUAAGGCCGAGCAGCGCGAAGUGGCGAGAAUCAAGAUCCAUGAAGGAUUCAAAUUUUCCUCAGGUGCCAACAACUUGGCGCUUCUCUUCCUGAAAACGGACUUCCAAUUGUCGGACCACAUCAGAACCAUCUGUUUGCCUGACUCAAGAAAAUCAUUCGAGCAACGCCGCUGCAUAGUGGCUGGUUGGGGAAAGAUUGCUUUCCAGGAUGCAAGCUUUUCGAGCAUUCUGAAGAAAUUGGAGUUGCCCGUGCUGGACAGAAGGACAUGUCAACAACAACUGAGGCAAACCAAAAUGGGCCGCAACUAUCAGCUUCCCGAAAGCCUAAUUUGCGCCGGAGGCGAACCUAACCGGGAUGCUUGCUCUGGAGAUGGCGGAUCUGCCCUCUUCUGCUCCGUCGGAGGAAAGAACUCGGGUGUCUUCGAGCAGGCUGGCAUUGUGAACUGGGGCCUAGAGUGUGGGCAGGCGGGCGUACCCGCAACCUAUACAGAUGUGGCGAUGUUCAAGUACUGGAUUGACGAGAACCUGCUGCCCUUCAGGUACAGGAGCCCCAUCCGAUUUUAGGUACUUUGCAGUGUACUCAAUGGUCCAAUAAAUGUUACGGCUUUA
Molecule: messenger RNA, 1767 nt
Organism: Drosophila biarmipes
Lineage: Eukaryota; Metazoa; Arthropoda; Insecta; Diptera; Drosophilidae
Gene: SPH93
Product: inactive CLIP domain-containing serine protease A8
Exons: 2
Coding region: 34-1722 (562 amino acids)
Biological process (GO): proteolysis
Molecular function (GO): serine-type endopeptidase activity
Source: RefSeq, a predicted model, not a curated record